GGAGGAUUUCGAUUGACCAACUUUAACCUUGUGCUGAAAUUCCGAGGGAAAACAAGACCGAGGAGGCAGAGACGAAUUCCAGCACGUGUGAGACUGAGAGUGACAAAGCACGACAAGGCGGAUAUGGAUCAGCACAAUGCGCACAUGAACAAUAAGUCUGUCUAUCCAUUGUUGGAAACCCAGCUAGGCUGACUUUGAGGAAUUUAGCCAGUUAUAUCCACACAUGAAAAACCAUUGACAGAGGUAAGGCGAAUACAAACAUGUACUGCUUGUAGAGAGCACGCUGGUGGGUUGCCAUUAUCGAUAUAACGGUAUAACCACCUAGUUGGAUAAUGACCAGUCGGGAGAAGCCAGGAUGCAGACGAUGCUAGCAAUUUAUGAAAAUCGAUAACCGUGGUAUUACAAUAUCUCUUGGAAUACGACAACGGGGAACAGAAAAUGGCGGCAUGAAAACAAUUACCAUUAUGCGUUUCAUCACUGUAUACCACCACCACCACCACUCGGUGAGCGCAGGCUUGGUACAACGUUGCUAGGAUACUGUUGCCAGGCACUCAACUACCGGAUGAUCAUAUGACAGAUAAGACAAGUGAGAUGAAAGAGAUGGCGAGCUAUCAAGAUGAACCAAGACGUCAUCUCCAAGACAGGAGAACCUCCCCGAACACUUCAACCUCAACAGCCUCCAAUGGGAUCCGAGUGGAGUUCACAUUAACCCUGGGAACAGGCGAGUACACCUUCUGAGCAGCAGACAUGUGAUCAUUCUCAGUCUGUUCAUUACACAGUUUAAUAAUGGACGCCUUCAUCAUUGUACAUCAUCUUGUCUAGAAUACUCAUUAGUCUUAUGCACGGCACAUCGCUGAGUAGGAUCACUUCUGUGCUGGAUAAAGUUUCAUUUGAAUACAUCGAGCAGAGAUAAUCAUGUGACGUCAUCAUUUCAUCCAUGAUCAUCACCAUCGGGCCUUACUAGACUUCACAUUCCUAACGGAACCCAUGUCACUUCCUUUGCAUUUUUGAUGAAGUUUAAUGACAUUAAACUUUGUGGUUUGACUCGGUGUUUUGACGACUACGGUAAAAGACUUCGAAAUGUCACGUGAUGUAUAACGUCACUCCUCUGUGUGCACAUAACUUCACGUCAUUUUAACGUCAUCACUUUGAUCUGAUCCGCUACAAUCAUUCUGGCAUCUCCGUUUGAUAAAUUCAUACUACAUCAAACAUUCCAGACGAAAUAUUUCAUCAGUGGAUUUUUCUGCGCUUUUCAAGAGGCACGUACCGGUACUCGAGCAUCGCCUGGGUGUUGGUACCGACUCCAGUCGCCGAGAUAGAAGCUCAAACAAUGGGACCGAUAUCCCAACACUAAUAAAAGGUCAACCUUCAAUCGCGUAAUAUUCCACCUCAGUAGAAUAAUAUAAAACGGACAAGACCCACAGAGAGGGGCUGCGUAUAUUGACAAUCGUUCACGGACCUUAUUCCAACAUAACGAUGAUAACAAAAAGCACAAAAGACAAGGAUACCGAAUCGCACACCGUUGGAAUGAGCUAAGUGCCAGAUACAGAAACGUUCAUGAUGUCAGCAAGAAAAGUUGCCUGUCCGCCCUUGACAUGUCUUUGCGAUCAUCGGUGAUGGUUGGACUUUUAUUUUGAUGCCUUGAUGUCAUUUCAAUGUCUGCAUCAUCAGUAGUACCAGUGUGCCUUACUGUUUCCUGAUUUCUGAUCGAUAUUAGACACUAGUGAACUUGGCAGCGGUGGCAUUGAACGUGGGUGUAUUGUUCUGCACCUACUACGCAUGAAAUUGUGCUAUUGAGUGUCAAAGGUAUCCAACUAAGCGUCAAUCUGAGACCACUUGUGGAUAAAUGUAACUGUGUCGGACCGUUCUGGUUGUUUUGGUGAAAGGCAAAAUAACAGAGACUCCAGAAUGUCGCCACCAGGUAGCAUUUUCUUAGAGUUGGGCAUUGAGAAUCAAUCGGAUUGCGCCAUUCGGUCCAUAGACGCCUCUAAACCAUGCAGCAUGAAAGUACAGCUUCAACCAAUGAAUGAAUACUGGGAGCAGACGACAGGUUCAGGAAAUGUCUUCGAGAGGAGACCUGGAUUUGGAGGGACUACCGAUAAUGAACGGACCCCGAGAACAGGUGUUUGUAGCACCUGCAACGCUCCGUGUGCAAGCUGCAAGGCACGGUACAAUAUGCAGAGACACUCGCUAAGAGAACAUUCGGUGCCUACAAAGCGAUAUCUGUCCUGUGCCUACGUUGAUCUUCCGUCGCUCAAAACCUACAGAAUUGGCAUUGAGUUUCCAACAACUAAUUCUGCAGAAAAUGACGGAUCAAUCCCAAAUGAAUCAAUGUCCAUGACUGAAGAUGACAAAAAUACAUCAGACGCAGCAACGCAGACAGAUGGCUUGCCAGAUAGAAUAUCCAAUAUAAGAGUCGACCACGACGCCACUACUCCGGUGGAAUUUACAAUACAGAUUAAUAAAGAACGUGACCCCCGGAAAAGAAGUACUUCCGGGUCAUCUGCAAGCGAUAUCGCAGCCGAUGAGGCAGCGCGAGAUGAGGGUGUCUCCGAUGGAGGAUUCAAUGUGGAAGAAUCGUCGGGUCAUAGUGGAAGCUACAGUUUGAGUGAUUGUCAGGAUGGAGAAAGAACUCGGUCCUCCACCAUCACCGACCUCGACCAAGACAACCCUGGGUUAGCCAUGGAUGAGGAGCAAACUCAAGACGUUUUCGAAGAUGAGGAUUUACUUCUGAGCUGUGUGCCAGCACCUGACAUGAUUCAACACGUGGAAUCAAAUCUGUUUGAUAUGACAGAGGGGGAGGAGGAUCAUCUCAUGAGAAUGAACGCCGUCUUUGGUGCACCGCCUGUGAUGAUGUCACAUCCUUUCUCAGACUCUAUUAUGCCAGACUCAUUUCAAAACGAACAUUCGAGCGUAGAGCACAAAACACCGGGAGAGCAGAUUAACGAAGAACCACAGACUGAAGUUUUUGGACUCAGAGAUAGCUUAGAUAUUACACCGGAUGAAUUCGAGCAAUUUAUGGCCAUGAACGCUGCUUUUGGUGGACCAGCGGUCAUCCCACCUCCAAAGUGUCUUUCAAAUGACAAUCCAGCUGCACCACCACAACCAUCCAUACAACAGACUGGCAACAAGGUAGAACGCUCUGAGUCCUUUCAAACAACCAUCAACCUAACCGACAGCUUGGAUCUAUCUCAGGAGGAGUAUGAGCAAUUUAUAGCCAUGAAUGCAGCUUUUGGUGGCCCAGCUGUGAUCCCACCUCCACGGAUGGCAUCAAGGGAAGAAGAGUCGCCACCUGAAGAAGUCAAGUCACCAGUCUCUCGACCCUUGACCCUUGACCUCAAGCUGGCAACUAAACCUGAUUACGACAGGACGCCCUCACCUCGCUCCCCUGGUCUCUCAAGACAGUCAGCAGUCAGCUAUUUGCGUCAUACUGACACAUUUUCAUCCAUGGACGAUGACUCGAGACAAAACAGUUUGGACAUUAUUUCCAGGGUUGACUUGGAAGAAACUGCCUUUUGUAACGAACCAAAUUCAGACGAGGAAGAAGACUCUGACGAGGAUGAUGCUUCUCUUGUAGCGUCUUCACAAGAAGAUGAAGGAAGUUUGACUCCAAUCCUCGGGAAUCCGGCGACCUUUGACCCGAGGGUGGUCAAAAACCCGGAUUCACAGUCGACCACGCCGACGAAUGAAGGCAAAAGAAUUCCAAAAGGUCCGGAGUUUCUCGAGGAGCUGUUCCUGAGCGCGCCGAGCGGGGAGGGCUACGGGGAGAAUGCAGUGUUGAUGCGGUGUAAGAUCCACGCCUGGCCACCGGCCCGUGUCAGCUGGUUCUACAAAGACGAAUCGCUCGGAGACGGCGAUCAAGCUGUAGACCCUGACCGUGUGGAGCUGACUUCUGAUGAAACCCAGGGAGUGUAUACGCUCUUAUUGAAGGAGGUUGAAGGCUUCGAUACGGGGGUGUACACCUGUAGGGCUAGCAACGAAAUUGGUGAAGCAACAAGUGCUGCCGAGUUGAUCGUUCAAGAAUCGGCUUCAGAUUCUGAAUACGAUACUGCUCGUUCAUACUUCACUUCCGGGGAUGAGAUAGUGGAUCAUCAUCCAAGCGAGACGUGGUCGCCGAGAGGCGGUUGUGAUGAAGGCAAGGCGGUCCCUAAGCGUACGGUACGGAUUACGACGCACGGAGCCACGGCGCCUCGCUUCGUCUUCAAGCCGCAGAGUAGAGUGGUCGAGAUUGGGCAAACAGCAAGGCUAAUUUGUGGCGUCAGAGGAUCCCCCAAGCCUCUGGUGAGCUGGUUCAGCGAGGGGAUGGAGCUCAAGAACGAGGGACGGUACCGUGUGUUUGAGAGUGAUGAACCGGGCAACUUCGUGCUUGAGAUACGGGAGGUUCGACCCACGGAUGCUGGGACUUACACCUGUACGGCUGGCAAUAUCGUCGGGCAGGUUUAUUGCUCGACAGAACUCUCAGUCGAAGAAUUUGGCGAGCCAGAAGUUGAUGUUAAGAUUGUAGAAGACGAAAUGUCAAGCUUGCCAGUCCAGUAUCUCCAGUAUGGACCUGACGUCAGAAAUGAGGAGGCGGUUGAGGCUCCACCCCCAAAGGAGGAGGCACGGCCUGUUAUCCCACAGAAACUAUUCGCGAUGGAGGGCGAGACCACCAAACUUCAUUGUUCCGUGGUUGGUCAUGAACGGUCAACUGUGACUUGGUAUAAAGACAAGGAAGCCUUAGCAUCUAAUGACCACGGAGUCCUCAGCAGUGACGGAGAUAAUUGUCUUCUGACGUUCUUUAAGACGCGUUUGGAUGAUGAGGGAGAAUACACGUGUUGUCUGACGGAGUCACCUCGCACUUUACUGUGUUCCUGUGUUCUUGUGGUCAAGGAAGCAGAGUCUGAAGCAGACAACAGAAAUGCCCCCACUAGCUCAACCCCUGUACCCUUAGCUCCUCAGAGUGGCACAAGGUCGUCCUCCUUUGAAGAUGAGACAAGACUUUCCAAUCUGAGGCAGACGAAGGUCAAACACACAGACAGCCUUGAGGUUGUCAAUCCACUCCACUUUAGCCCGAUAUUUGACGAUUCUGACAGUAGGAAUGCUGGGAACAGAAGCCGGAAUGGGGUUGGCUACUCUGAGAACCCAAACUCAAGCCACGGGAGCGGCGAGGGCCCUGCCUUAAAAUGGAGGGAGAAGCCUCCUUACGCAUCCCCGAGAAAACACACGGAGAGUCGGAAGAACCGUAAGAGCAGUCGCGGAAGCAAGCACAACCCUGAUUCCAACCAGUAUCUUUAUUUAAGAUAUGACUCGUCCGAUUCUGACUCCUCAAGUGACGGUGUAGGAAGAUCUCGGAAGGAGAAGACACCAAGUCGUAAAACUAAACCUCCGAGGAAGUAUAGGAACUCUUACUCCUCCGAUGAAGAGUUUGAUACUGGACUGGAGAGGAUCAUGGCACUGUCAGAGAAAGCCGACGCUUGCUUGAACAUUGUGAACUCUGUCUUAGAGAUGACGUCAUUGGAUAAGGAGGUUGACGAAGCACUUCAGGAGCAAAUCUAUGCACUCCAACCAGGUGUACGGGAAUCGGAAGGAAACGUUGGUCGCUCUGACAACACAGGAGAUGUUAUUAUGGAUAGCGACACAGACGUUGAUUUUAUCAAACAGAUGGCAGCACAGACUGUAGCUAAUGCUAUCGCUGCGCAAAUGAUGCGUGAAGCUAACAAUCUACAGAUAGAGCCAAAGCUUACCGACGACUCGCCACGAGAAAAUGGUUUUGCCCCAGCUAGCCCAGCAACCAAAGAAUCCUCUGAAGAGGAGGUUGGCAGGACGUCCAAAGACGAUGACCAAGACUUAUGGGGAAGUAAUCCGGAGGACACAUCCCCUAUCUGCUACACAACAACUGCCCAAGUGCAGGAGUCACUUCCAAGCAUUGAAAGUGAAACCGACAGAAACGAUCUAAAGCUGAAUGUUGAUUUUUCUCACGAUAUCACACCAUCCAUGUCACCCAGGACUUCCCUGUUUCGUGGCCCGAAAGACAAAAUCUUCACCUUGGAUGAGAUCAUCGAUUGUCUCCCAGAGACCGCUGUUGAUGAGAACCCUAAUCUGAGUCCACGUUCUGCCUCACCUGGGGAGGAGACUCAGAAAUUCACAUUGUUGGGACGUUACACCCAUUCAGACACUCCUUACUCCAUAGAGGACUCCGAACCGACAGACUCGCCUCUCGAAGAAUCCUCUCCCGAGAUUUUGACUCCACUCAAAGACACUUUCGUCCUCGAGGGAGACGCCAUGAGACUAGAGGUCGAAAUAAGAGGUUGCCCAGUCCCCGAUGUGACUUGGUACAGGGAUGGUACUGAGCUACAUCAAGGCAAGAAUCUCCAACUAAAGUUUGAUGGAGAGGACACUUGGGCUCUCAUCAUCAGGAACAUACCGGCGCGAGAAGCCGGAGUGUACACCUGCAGUGCCACGAAUAAGCUGGGAUCAUCAUCAACAAGUGGGGCCAUUGCUGUAGCAGGGCUUGCCGAUGGUCCGGAUGCUACAGAUGCUACAGAUGGCGAUGAAGAAGAAUGUGAUGCCCAAGAAGGAAAUCCUUUCAGCCCGACAAUCUCAAUAUCGUCCCCCUCAGCUCUGGAUGAUGAUGUCUUUGUACAGACCAACUCCAAAGAGGGCUUACCACGGAUUCUGCUCAGUGCAGACGAAACAGUCAUUGACGACGUCACCCCAGGUCAAAGCGGGGACGAGGACUUUCAGGAACUGACAGCCCAAUUGACUGAAGCUCUCCACUUGGACCGAAACUACAACUGGGCCGACGAAUCAUCGCCAGAUAUCAGCAGGUCAAACUCCAACAACUCUGACAAGGGUGCGCCUUUCCGUCUCAACAAACGCAACCGUCCGGAUAGUAACAUCGAGACCAUCCGCCAUCGGAAAGCUUUCAGGAAGCAUCCGAGCAGAGAUAGCAUGACAUCUACAGAACCUUGCUCGACGGGUAACUCGACAUCUGAGAGCGACACGGAGGGGGCUCCCAAAUUCACCAAACCCCUGAAAACAACUGAAAUUCUGGAGGGAGAAUCAGUGCAAUUUGAUGUGUGUGUGAGCGGCGAGCCAGAACCUAAGGUCCGGUGGUUCCACGAUGGAACGGAACUCAAGUGCACGGACCGCAUCAAAUGUUCCCGUGUUGAAAACAGUGGUGACAGUUAUUCAUGCCGGCUGGAAGUUUCAAAAGUCAGGACUAUUGACGAUGGAAAAUACGUCUGUAAAGCAGAGAACAGUAUUGGUGCCAAGAGCUGUGCUGCCUUCCUCAUUGUUGAGGCUCUGAACGCUAAUGAUGGAACUGGAGAUGAUGAUAGGAUCGUCUCAAGACUCCUCAAAGAGAGAGAAGAGGAGCAGAGCCUUGGGGAAUCAUCUCAGAUUGAGGAGGAUUUAUUGAAGAGUUUCACUGUAGAGUCCGAUUACAGUGAAUCAAACGGCAGAAUGUCUGUCAAGAAAGGUGAUCAGGUGGAGUUAUUAGAUAGGAGCAGUAAAGACAGGUGGCUGGUCAGACACAAGACCAACGCAGAAAUGAUUGGAUACAUCCCAUGUACACUGUUGAAGAGAAGUCCCUCCUCAGCCUCAGACAAAGAAGACAAGAAAAUAAUCUACACCUUCAUCUCGAAACAGAGCAGUGAGAGACGGCCAAGUGGCGGUAUGAAGAAACGACCGCGUGUCGUCCGACAUUUAUCUCUUAAAGAGGGUCAGCUGUCUGAACUGGAUGAGGGAAAGAUGAUUGAAGAUUCCUAUGAUCUCUACAUGGCAGUCGCCUCCUACACACCAACAACCGAGCAGAAAGGCUCCAUCUCCAUGACCGAGAAUCAAGUCUUUGAGGUCUUGGAUUCAAACAGCGCCUUGAACUGGCUAGUCCGGGGUGAGACCGGUGACAUAGGCUGGGUACCAGCGAGCUACCUGACGCCGUACGUGAGUAGCAGUCAUAACGGCACUCGACGAGGCUCGAGGAAUUUAUGGGAGGAGCAGGAUGGUCCUGAGGCCGAGGAAGGCGAGGAAGGGGCGGAGGAGGUGGGGAGCAAGUGGAAGGAGGCUAUGACGAAAAGAGGGUAUGUCUUGAAGGAGCUUCUGGACACAGAGCGAGACUUCGUCAAGGAUCUUAAGUAUGUCACAACUCGCUUCAUUCCUCCCAUCCAACAUCCCAACGUCCCCAUCAUCCUGAAAGGCAAGAGAGAUGACAUCUUCUGCAACAUCAAAGAGAUCUACGAAUUCCACAAUACUAACUUUCUUCAUGAGUUGGAAGAGUGUGAAAAUGAUGCCAACAGCAUUGGCAGAGCUUUCAUCAAAUGGCAAUCUACCUUCAUCGACCUGCACGUCAUGUACUGCAAGAAUAAACCCAAGGCAGACACAGUGUUGACACCUGCGGCGAAAGCAUUCUUCCUGCAAUAUGGAGGCGGUACCGGUCCCGGCCAACUCGGCCUUGGGGAUUACCUGAUCAAACCGGUGCAGAGGAUUACAAAGUACCAGCUGCUUCUGAAGGAGAUCAUCAAGUAUACAUCCAGAGCUAAAGAAGACUGCCAAGAAUUGGAGGUUGCAUUGAAUGGGAUGAUUGAAGUGCCAAAGAGAGCCAAUGAUUUGAUGCAUCUGAACCUGAUUGAGGGAUUCCAGCGUGAUGUAACUGAAUUGGGUAAACUCUACCGUCAAGAUUGCUUCUCCGCCUGGUCCGGUAAACCCAAAGGCCGAGGCAAGGAGAGACAUCUGUUCCUCUUCAAGGAUAUCCUGCUCUUCACUAAGCCCAAGAAGGAAGUCAAGGGAGAUGUAGUCGGCUAUAUCUACAAGAGUCACUUGAUGGUGGCCGCUCUAAAUGUCACAGAGGACCAGUCAGAUGAGAGACGAUUUGAACUGUCUCAGGGCAGAUUGGCACCGCUUACUCUUCUGGCCAAGACAAAGUAUGUGAAGGAGGCUUGGGUCAAAUCACUGCAUGAUUUGAUUGCUGAGGUCCCGAAAGAUCUACGGGAAGGCAAAUCCUCUAGCGAGAGGCGCUUUGACCACUCACCAAUCAUGCGUAAACGCCGUGCGGUAUCCAUGCACUUGUCCGGAAGCUCCAUGACAUCACUAUUGGAACCAGGUUUGAAUGGCAAUUUCAGCAAAUCCACCGAGUCUCUGAUCAGCUUAAUAUCCAGCCCAACACUGCUGAGCGUCCCACGAUCUGGUCGAGGCAGUAUCGACAGUAUGACUGGAUCAGUGGACUUGAGCGGUUUCACUACUCUUGUCCCAUCUGUCGGCUCGACGUACGAAGUUCUUGAAGACUUGGUGGCAGACGGUCACGAGACAAGAGAGAUCCUGAAAGGAGAUGCCGUCAAGCUCCUGCAGGUGUGCGAGAACAACCUGUUCCACAUUCAGACCAUCCCGUCCAAUGAGAGCAGUCAAGGGAUGGAGGGAUACGUGACACCGGGAUUGCUGAAAAAGAUGAACUUGGCUGAAGACCCCCCUGCGUUCACAGAGAGGCUAAAAUCGUGCCUGGUCAGCACCGAUGAUUCGGCCGUCUUAAGAUGCUCCUUCACUGGCAGGCCAACCCCGACAGCUACCUGGUCGCUACCUAGGCACCUAAACACGGACAAUAAACGGAUAGAGAUUGUGAACACGGAGGAAAGCUCAAUGCUAACUCUGCACAGGUUUACCAUGUUAGACGCCGGAGAGUUUGCAUGCACUGUGGAGAAUUCCAAUGGAUCGGUGUCCUGCACAGCUAAACUUGAUGUCAAAGGUGAGACCCUCGCUCCAACAGAUCUCAACCUGGACCAUGUUCGUGACUCCCCCCGAGCCCGUUCCUCCAGUCCUCUCACUACCCACCCUGCAUCCCUGGACGAACCCUCCAUGGUCCGCUCCUCCUCCUUGGAGAAUCUCAAGACAUUAGAUGACGACUUCGAAGUCUUGCCUGGUGAGAUUGUCCGUGCUUCAUCGGUCUCCGGACGCGGAAUGCUGAACUCGAGCAAGAAAUCCGGCAUGGAUAAGAUUGGGAGUUUCCGGAAGCAUUUCCGGAAGGCCUUCAGCACGGUGGGAAUGGAGAAAGACAAGAUCUUUGCCAACUUACAGAGAUCGCAAAGUGGGAGUUCUUUACAGAAAAGUAAACACCAACAGAGAUCAACAACGUGCAUUCACUGCAAAGCAUUGAAGGACGAUGUAGGGGAGGAUGGACACGCCCUUUGUGAGAUGUGCACGCAAAGAGCAAUGGCGGGGAGUCAAGAAACACUGAUGGAAGAAGAAGAAGAUGCGGCAGUCAAAUAGGACCUGUGUUUGUUCAGGAGAUGAAAGACGUUUCCGAGAUUGAGAAGAGUGCAGCCGCCUUCGUAGUUAAGAUCAGCGGUGACAAACCCAUCACGGUCAAGUGGAGUGACGAAGACGGGCCAGUGGACAUCGACG
This is a messenger RNA of Patiria miniata (bat star), 10371 nucleotides long. RefSeq lists its product as uncharacterized. Gene Ontology annotation, molecular function: protein binding; guanyl-nucleotide exchange factor activity. The record is from RefSeq and is a predicted model, not a curated record. The transcript is spliced from 32 exons. Gene Ontology annotation, biological process: intracellular signal transduction. Lineage: Eukaryota; Metazoa; Echinodermata; Asteroidea; Valvatida; Asterinidae. Bases 1909 to 10236 code for a protein of 2775 amino acids.